Ilex paraguariensis (yerba mate) is the source of this 1497-nucleotide messenger RNA. Lineage: Eukaryota; Viridiplantae; Streptophyta; Magnoliopsida; Aquifoliales; Aquifoliaceae. The record is from the annotation of a GenBank genome assembly.
AUGGAUGCCGACGAGAGAAGGAGUCGGGUAAUGGCGUCUGAGUCCACCUCCAACAAUACCGAAAUUACUUGCAUUUUCAGCUCAAGCUCCGACGAGCACCGAUGGGUCAUUCAAAUGGGGAAGAACUUCGAGAUAAUUGACAUUGACAAAACACCUUGCAUCUCUAUAGUGCCCGAAACUUUACGAGCCGAGAAGCCGGAAGCUUAUGCCCCGAAGCGAAUAGGCCUCGGACCAUAUCACCAUUUUCGGCCCGACCUCUAUGAUCAUAUGGAGAGGAAGAAGCUAACUAUAAUGAAAAGUGCUGUAAAACCGGACGAGAAUGGCAAAUUCCCACAAACCAUGAUCAAUAAACUGAAGGAGCUUGAGCCCAAACUCCGGCCAUGCUACGACAAGCUCUUGGAUCUAGAUGGCGAAACAUUAGCAUGGAUAUGGGCAAUUGAUGGUUUCUACCUGUAUCAAAACUUAUGUAAGAAUUUUUUGGAACAGGAGAUAUUUAUGUUGGAGAACCAAAUUCCUUAUCUUGUGUUAGAAGAAAUCGAUCAUAAUAUUGACCACAAAUUGUCAGAUCAAGUAUUACGUGAUUUCUGUGAGGUACACUCACCGUUAAAAUGGACACAAAAGCAUUGGAAUCGUCAGUGUAAAGAACACGAACCUGCUCACCUGCUGGAUUUUUUGUACCACUUAGUUGUAACCGACGGGCAUAUCAGGCUGAAAGUGCGAAGCAAUGUUCGAAUGUUAGCAGCAACAACAGUGAUUGAAAACACCGCAACUUCUAUUUUAGAAGAACUACAGAAACUUAGCGAUCUCAUAAAACAACUGCAUUUGGAUAAGAUUUGUGCUCCAUUGUUCAAAAAACCUAAUACAGCACUCGAGAUUGAAAUUCCUUCGGUGUCGAGCCUUAAAAUUGCUGGAGUGAAAUUCGCCAUCGCGGAAAGGGGAAUCAGUGUCCUUGAAUUCGACAACACAACAAGCACUUUGAAACUCCCUGUAAUUACUCUGAAUGAAAAUUCAGAAGUUGUAUUAAGGAACUUGUUGGCUUAUGAAGCUUUGUCCAUGCCAGUGCCAGCCGAGUCUACCGACUCUACCCCCACCCGUAAGCUUGCAGAAUACAUCGAUUUGAUGUGUGGAAUUAUAGAUACAGCAGAGGACGUGAAGAUCCUCCAGAAACAGAACAUCAUCGUCAUCGAAGGCAAUCUUUCUCACGGUCAAAUUGUAGAUAUUUUCAAUGGGAUAACAAAAUCCACUGACAUGGAUAAACAGUUUAAAGUUGUUGAGAAAGUUAACAAGCAUUACGACAGUAUGCCAAUAGUGAAGGCAGGGAGAUUCAUCAAGAAAUGUUUGGAUUCGUCCUGGAAUUUUGUCAAAACGUCAUGGAAGGUCUUGUGCUUCUUUUAUUCCCUCAUUCUAAUCUCAGUGCUGAUCUUGCAAGGCUUCUGCGACAUCUAUGGAUGCCGCCAGGGACAAAGCCAAAAUUUUAUCUUAAGAGCAGCCGAAUAG